AUGCCGGGCGUAGCAGCAACACCUCCUCCGUCUGUCAACAGCGACUUUCCUGCUCGUCAGACACCCCCAAGCCCCUCUACAACUUCGGGAGCGACCGACACUCCAAAGACACCAACAAUCUCUGUCAUUGACGAAAAGGUCAUGAAUGGCAAAGAGACCAGGGAGAGGAGGCCACCAACGAGCCCCGCGAGCCAUCGCUCAAAGAGAGCGCAGCAUGCCGCCCAGCACCACCAAAACCACCAACACCCUGGCAGUCUCCAUUAUCGGCAGCAGAAUCAGCGGCAAUACAUGAGACCCUACAAUAGCUAUUCUAUUCAUCGCCAUCAAGCUCUUCCAGAGGAAAUUGAUCCGCUCGCCCUCUUUGUGGGCAAAGUCGGCCUUGGAAGUGGCAACGACGUCGAACAGGCCCUCUCGACCAUCUUUGAGAAGCAUGGCGAGGUGGUGGAGCUGCGAGUCGUUCGGCACAAGACCGAGAAUUGCAACUUUGCCUUUGUCAAAUUCUAUCACACCGACGCCAUCGAGUCUGCCUUGACUGAAGACGGCACCGAAGUCUGCGGUCGGCGCAUUGUGGUCCGCCGCAAACAUGUUGGAAACAGCUACAAGCGUGGCUGGCGAAACCGCCCUGAGCUUCGUGGCCCCGGUACCACUUAUCAGGGGCCGCUCACUGAACAAGAAGCCAAUCUCCAUGAAGGAGGAAAAGCACCGCAAUCUCCUAGCAAAGAGCGUCUGCCUAUUCGUCCUUUUGCUACUCAGGAGGACCAGAGCAACGACAAUUACACGAUUCCCCAGUGGGUCAACACCAAGAUCGAGAUGGCCAGCAACAACAACGACAUGCAUCACGCUUCGGGCUUCGUCCACCAGCACUUCGUGUCGUCUGGCUACAACUGUGCCAACGAGCCGCACACGCAUACUUACAAAGCGCCCUCUCAGCAUUGGACCAACCAGCCAAAAUACCAACAGGUCGCGCCCACAUUCUGGCCCCUCAGUGAGCCAGCACCGACCGGUCCACCGAUGUUCGCACUCGAUCGCAGUCAAGUUCUGCCUCAUCAAGCACAGCAAGGAGCUAUGGGUCGUUCGACGUCUCGGCAGCAAUCUCAGGCUCCACCUCCUCCUCACCAUUCAUCUCCACCGUUCCUCCCGUACUUUGUCGAUCCAAUGACGGGAGCCGCCAUGGCGGCGGGUUGCCCAUUCCCACCAUAUGGGAUGGUCUCGGCUAGCCAACCACUCUCGGUAGAUUACUACGGUGGAAGUAUACCCGCGGGUCCAAUGCCUGUGGUGAUGAUGACGCCAGCGCCUCCUAUGCCACACGCCAAUCCCGUCCAGCAGCAACUACAAGCAUCACAGGCUCAGCAGUCGAUGCCGAAGCUGGCACAAUCGGCUCAUCAACAGUCUCGCACACCUCCAAUGCAAGCAGAGCGGCAUCAACUGAAGCAGCAGCAGCAGCAGCAGCAUCAGGGCCACCGACAGAACGCAAGCAGCAAAGAGCCGACGCAACAAAGUAGCAAGAUAAUUUUUGGCAACUUCACCCAAUCGAGCGACAGCUCCUGCACGGUUGUCACAAACAGCAGCAGAGGGAGCAAAGCUGGUCCAGUACAAUUGAUCCGCGACGGAGUCGGCACUGGCCAGGGGACGGACCUGACAGGCAGCACUAAAGCUUAUGGUGCAACUCAAAACAGCGUCAUUGACAACCUCAACGAAGCACAACGGUGCGCCGAUGAAAGCUUGCCCAGCUACUCCUUGUCGGAUAUCGCCCAUUACCAGAAAGCAGGGCGCCCUAUCUACAUGCCCCAAUUCAUCGAUUGGGCGCAUACGUCGACGUGA
Acaromyces ingoldii is the source of this 1821-nucleotide messenger RNA. RefSeq lists its product as hypothetical. Gene Ontology annotation, molecular function: RNA binding. The coding region runs from base 1 to 1821 and encodes 606 amino acids. The transcript has 4 exons. Lineage: Eukaryota; Fungi; Basidiomycota; Exobasidiomycetes; Exobasidiales; Cryptobasidiaceae. The record is from RefSeq and is a predicted model, not a curated record.